AUGGAGGCUCUGUACGUCUGCUGUAAUCCGGCGGCCUCCCUCCGUCCUCCCCUCGCUCCGCCUCACCUCAGCUCUCCUCUUCCCCCUGUUUCGGGUCGACUGGUAGCCGUCGGCGCCUCGCAGAGCAGUGGAAGACGUGGGAGCGUCGUCGGGUCCGCAGUCUCCUCCUCCUCCUCCUCCUCCCAUUCCAAUCCCAACAUCGUCAAGUCCACCCGCGUGUUGCCGUACCGCCGCCGCGCGUCUGCUUACGGAGAAGAAGACGAUGAUGACGAGGAGGGGGAAGAUGAAGAAGAGGACGAGGAAGAGGAAACGGAUUCAGAGUACUCCUCGGACGUGAGUCUCCCUAAUUUUUUGCCGCAUUCUAGGAAGUCGCCUGAGUGUUUAUUACGUUCGGUUGGUGAAAAAUAGAAGAAUUUUUGUUCGCUGCCUUUAGUUUGCGCAUUCGAAACUAAAUUACGGCUAUUACUCGAGCGCAGUUACUGUGUAACGGGAAUUUUCUGUUGAACAUGAUUUCUGAACCAACUGGAUGUCUCUGUUGAUGUCCGCAUGGCAGUAAAUGACUGUAACUCUGAACCUUACGUGUUGUCUUCAGCGCCAUAGUCUACCUUAAUAUCUGAGAGCCUCUCAAUCUGUGUACUUCGAGUUCUUCGAAAUUCAUCUUUAUGAUCAAUUUUUUUAGCCUAAUGAAAUUUGGAUGCCGAAAAAUAUCAUAAAAGAAAAAAGGGCGCUAGGUUAUCUAGAUAUGCAAUUGGUGAUAAUUACUUUUGAUUGCCAUCCGGCAGCUAAUGCAAAAGUCGUUUGAGAUUCUUUAAUGGAAAUAACGGGUGGGUGAUAGAAGUGAAGAACAAAAGUCUCCGUUACUUGAUGGUCAGCUGAUUGGCUUCCAGUUAUGAAGAACUAAUUGGGUGGGAUGGAAAAUACUUUCUCCAUUCCACACGGGGCAGAUUGGAUUUAUGUCCGCCAGUAAUACGAAGGUGAAUCUGCAUUUAAAUGCUUUAUUAAAGUAGACACAAAUAUGAGCUCUGUCAGUACGUAGACCAAGCUUCAUUUCAUCCUCCAUAGCCUUUGGGUUGGCGUGGAUAGCUUUAUGUGAUCUUUUUGGCACCAAUCUUUCUGCUUUCAAAUUUGUUGUUAUUGCCAAUCGGUAUACUUACUUUUGUUGAUUUUGAACACACGUUGAUAUUCAUAUCUCACAGGAUGAAUCCUCAGAUACAAAAGUUUCUCAGGGUGGCCGACGUUCUGAUCGGAAGCAGUUUAGUGCCUAUAUGAUAAAUCAACGUGGUGGAAACUCAGGUAUCCCUUCUGGUGAUAAAAAAAUAACCAAACCGACUCUAGACUCCUAAAUAUUUUAAGUGACAAGCAAUUCAUUGACUUUGUAAUUUGCUAAAUUUGAUGCAGUUCAUAAGAAAUUAUUUAGAAAAGAACAAGAAGAAAGACGCUUAUUGACUAAAGAAAGUUUGAAACUUGGCAACGACUCCAAGGAUACAAUGGAUGUAAGCAGUUACAUGGACGGGGGCAUGGGAGAAAAGGUAUUUUAUCGACAACUAGUUCUAUUUAUAUUUAAAUUAUUUUUCUGACUAUAGAAUUCGUCAACAGUCUUUGUUUCUUUUUCACUGGUGAAUACAGGAGAGGAAUGCAAAGGCUUCAAAAAUUACUUUAUCAAAAUUAAGAGAUGAGCUAGAUUUUGAUGUCAGAUGGUUCCCACUCAUUGAGUAUCUAAGCACGUUUGGCAUUAAGGAAUCACACAUUAUUUCCAUCUACGAAAGGCACAUGCCUUGCCUCCAGAUGAACGUGGCAUCUGCCAAGGAAAGAUUGGAGUACUUGAUGAGUGUUGGCGUCAAACAUAGAGACAUAAGAAAGAUACUUCUCAGACAGCCACAAAUUUUGGAGUACACUGUGGAGAACAAUCUUAAGGUUCAUGUUGCUUUCCUGGAAAGUUUAGGGGUUCCUGAUUCACGAAUAGGGCAUAUAAUUACUGCUGCUCCAUCUUUAUUUUCGUAUAAUGUUGAGCAAUCAUUGAAGCCGACGAUCAGAUAUUUGGUGGAAGAAGUUGGUAUUAGGAGAAGUGACGUGAGCAAAGUGGUGCAGCUAAGCCCGCAGAUUCUGGUUCAGCGCAUUGAAAAUUCAUGGAACCUGCGCCUCAACUUUCUUUCCAAAGAAUUAGGGGCACCAAGAGAUAGUAUUGUAAAGAUGGUCAGGAAACAUCCUCAGCUCCUCCACUAUAGCAUCGAGGAUGGAAUACUACCAAGAAUAAAUUUUCUAAGGAGCAUUGGGAUGCGUAAUUCUGAAAUCGUGAAAGUAUUGACAAGUCUCACUCAGGUUGUGUUUUUUCUCCCUACUUAAUUUUUUUGGCCUUUUCAUGUAUUUUUUCUCUUAACCUGGUGUUUUUUGCAGGUGCUAUCCUUAUCAUUGGAGGGGAACCUGAAGCCGAAGUAUCUAUACCUGGUUAAUGAACUUCGCAAUGAAGUGAAGUCCUUAACCAAGUAUCCCAUGUAUUUGAGCUUGUCUCUGGAUCAGAGAAUACGUCCUCGCCACAGAUUUCUUGUCUCCCUGAAGAAGGCUCCGAAGGGGCCAUUCCCUCUUAGUUCUUUGGUUCCCACAGACGAGUCCUUUUGUCAGCAAUGGGCUGGAACAAGUUUAGACAAAUAUUUGGCAUUUAGACAGACUUUACUCCUUAAUGAUUUUGCUAAGAAGUAUGAGAGAAGAUGA
Molecule: messenger RNA, 2709 nt
Organism: Spirodela intermedia
Lineage: Eukaryota; Viridiplantae; Streptophyta; Magnoliopsida; Alismatales; Araceae
Source: the annotation of a GenBank genome assembly